UUCUAGUUAGUGGCUUAACAAAUGAAAGCUGACACUGUAAAAACUCUUAAGCCUUAUCCGUAAUAAAUUCAACAUAAAAUAUUAAAGAAACUUAGUGUUAAACAAUGUGAUUAUAUACUCUUCUCUGUUUUUAAAUAUUCUUCAUUAAAAAAAACAAAUCAAGGCAUGGUGCACUAUUAUAUACACAGACGAACAGUGGAGAUAGUUUAAGAAACUUAUAAAUGAAUACCCACCGCAAGUCUUCAGUAGGCAUCAUGAGGAAAUAUUAUCAACUAAUACUCAUCGUCGUCUGCUUUUUAAGUAUUGUGACGCUUUUAAUGUACCGACAUGAAUACUACAAAUUACGCUAUGUCCUCGAAGUACUUAAUAUUUUUGGAAAACCAGGUCUUUCGGAGAUUGAAUUCUGCGGACCCGGCUUCAAUGCGACUAUGUUAUCCGAGAUAUUAAGGAAUUCUUCUCUGGAAGUUAAAGAAACACCGCCUUUAUUUCAAGAAAUUAAUGAAGAUUUUUAUUCCUAUUCAUCGUUCCUUCGUUCACAUAAAAAAUACGAAGACCUAUCGCCAAAAUACGCGCACGUUAUUAACACUAUCGUCAUUGGUAAAGCGCAUGUUAUACCUAAUUUUCGAUGCUAUAUUUGGCAUGAGAAUGUUCCAAAACCAAAGUCUGGUAGGUUUAACUACAAAAUUUCAUCUGAGCCUCUAAAUAAUUUCAGACUCUAUGUCUUUGAAUGUUCUUCAAACAAAGACUUUGGGAGACCAAAUGGAGUUAGUUUUUACAUAAAUGAUUAUAAUAUCAAUCCCUUGCAUGCUCCGAUUAAUAGAUUAAUUCAAGUAAAUACAAAGAGAAAAGUGCAACAGAGAAGUAAUAUUAGGUUUGUCAAUACAGUUAUACCAGCAAUAUGUGUUAUUCCAAAUGAAAUUCCUAUGGUAUCACGAGAUGCCUUCAUUGAGUUUUUAGUGUUACACCACUUGGUUGGUGUAGACUACUUCACAAUAUAUGAUAGUAUGAUUUCUGAAGAUGUUAUAAGACGACUUAAUUUAUUCCCAGCGGAUAUAACUCAGUGGAAUAUCCAAUUUUAUCCCUUAAACUAUCCCUUCAUAUUUUCCAAAUCAUACCAAAUUGUAAGAAAUGCUAUAGAGUUAGAUUGUAUAUUCCGCCAUUUUCAAUUUGACAAAGAAGAAGUGAAUAAAGUAAGUCAUGUAACUGUGUUAGCUUGGGAUGAAUUCCUUGUACCUAGAGUUCAUAACUCUAUACAAGCAUUAUUAAGAGAUUAUGACCCUAUGUUAACUUUUCGAACAUCUAUGGUAAAUACUUUAAUAUUUUGUUUGAACCAAAAUGAUGAUGAUAAUGCAGAUAUUGGGUAUCCUGAGAUCAUGAAAAAAACACAUUAUUAUUCUGUGCCACAAGAGAAACGACCAAUAGAAAUUCGCAAUUUAGAAACAAUGAUAUCUUUUGAUGAUAUAUUCAAUUUAACAUCCAAUAUAAAAUCAAUUUCUUUAGAUAUGUUGGGUGUACAUAAAUACACUACAUGUGGCAAUCCAAAAAAGUUUGAUAUAAAUGGAUAUAAUGAAACAGAAAUGCAAGUUUUUCAACACAAAUUUGAAGGUGCCAUGUUAAAGUUUGGUGAUAGAAUUGUGAGUGAUAAGAUAUACAGAUUGUACAGAUCAGGACAGAUUUGGGAGAAAGAUAAUCAUGGAAAUAUUAGAGAUAUGUUGUGAACACAGAUGUGGUAAGAUACGAAAAGGGCAAAGAUAAUGAAAGGAAAAUUAAUAAGCACAUUGUCCAAUAUCAAAUUAAUGUAGUAAAGGCAAGUGUUUAUUUAUAAUAAUAAACACAACAAAUUUCCAUGGAGAUUGGAAGUAUUAGUUCUAUACAUGUAAAGAAAUACCUUUCCAGUUUGACAAGUACUACUACAUAUGACCACUAUCCACUAUUAAUUACUAUGCUUUAAUAUACAAUCACUAUAUUAGCUUUAUACAUAAUAUAAGUGUAGCACAUAGUUAGCAUUAACUUGUUGCCUUUUACCCUAUUGAUCUUGUUAUUCCAUUGUUAAAGACCAAUUUAUAGAAAAGUGGUUAAAUUUUAAACUCUUCUACAGUAGUAAAAGUAUUGUGCCUGUGAGUGCUGAGCUCUAUUUUUAAACAGUCAUCACUACCUGUAAAGGUAGAUUUAUUGUAUUGAAAUUAUAAAUGUUCUUUAUCUAUAACUAUGAAGAUUAGAUAUGAUUUAUGAGUUUCUUAAUUUUUCACUUAUAAUGAUUUUAGUAAUUAGAAUGUGCCUUUAAAAAUGGGUAUUAGUUAUAAACAAAUAUAAGUAUAUUAAAAUGUCUUGAUACAUACUGAGCUAUUAUGUUAUUAGAUCAAAAACACAUCCAGCAACUCAGCAUGAGUCAUACUUAGUGCUAAGCCUCGACUUAGAAUCUUACCCUAACCUACUAAUAAAACAAUCUAACACCUAUUACUUACGAUAAAAGAUACUGUAAGGGAAAAUUGCAAUUGGUAGAUAAAAAAUAUUACUUCAAUUAAUAAGACAAUUCUAGGGUUAUAUUCGAACACGAGACUUAGGGCAAACUAUGACUUAUGCAUUCGGGAAUGCUUGAAGUUGAACUUGGGCUUAGUCUACGCCAAGUGCUUGAGUGGACCAAGCCGCUACCAAUCUUAUGAUUGUGAUACAGACAAUUGUUUAUUAUGUAAUAUUAAACACAUUACAAGAAAUAAGAAUUUAUUUAUUCUUAUUGUGAAGCAAGCAUCAUGCUUCACUUUUCUUUAACUUAAAAUUAUUUUAAUUGUUGACCCUUGGAAGUUUCAUGAUACAUUAAUAUAGAUUUUCCUGUAAUCAUACCAAAUCAAUAGCAGCCACUAAUUGGAAAGAUUGUUCACCAACCCGUUAUCAUAUGCUGUUGCUUAAUUUUUAAUCCCCAUUAUAAUUACCUACAAUGCCAUCUCGCCCUUAUGAAUUGUUGCUCUAUAUAAGCUAUUACAAUAAAAUGUUUUGUAUUGAAA
Pieris rapae (cabbage white) is the source of this 3002-nucleotide messenger RNA. RefSeq lists its product as uncharacterized. Bases 222 to 1718 code for a protein of 498 amino acids. The transcript has a single exon. NCBI's taxonomy places the organism in Eukaryota, Metazoa, Arthropoda, Insecta, Lepidoptera, Pieridae. The record is from RefSeq and is a predicted model, not a curated record.